AUGCCCCCGGCGUCGGUGCUUGCCUGGGAAUUCAACAUCCGGAUGACAGACUCGGUAGUGUCGCGUGAGCGCAUCGGCACGACUAAACGUCUUCUCCUCGGUGCAAAGAUUGCAGCGCACCUUUUGCUUCCGCGCAUUGUGAAUGCGGUGAGGUCCGGCUUGACUAUUGAGGAUGCUGUCGGGGGAUGCGGCAACUGCUUCAGGUCUUCUGGGCCCUCCGAUACCCUGAGUCUGCCGAUGCCCCUCACGCUUAUGCUUUUGCAGCAGAGCAGGGGUUUCGAAUCGCAUGGUGCAGCCGUGGUAUGUACAAGUGUAAGUACCGCCAUCAGCAGUAGCACCUACAGGUUUGGUUGUCGGUACCGCAUUUGA
Molecule: messenger RNA, 369 nt
Organism: Colletotrichum tamarilloi
Lineage: Eukaryota; Fungi; Ascomycota; Sordariomycetes; Glomerellales; Glomerellaceae
Exons: 2
Coding region: 1-369 (122 amino acids)
Source: RefSeq, a predicted model, not a curated record